CUCAAUCUUUCUUCAGCCUCCAUUGUUAACCCUCCCAUUUCUUGCUAAUAGCAAAACGACAACAAUAUCUCAUUACGUUUUAAAUAUAAUAUACAGUAGCUGAUCGAGUAUAUAUAAUUAAACAGGAAAAAAAAUGCAGCUGAUACCAACAUGGCUAGUAUCUUUAUUGUCAACUUCAUUCUUCAACAAUUGCCCUAGCCAUCAAGAUUCUCCGCGUAACGAAUGCAAUAUGUUUUGCCUCGAUUGCGAGCACGAUGCGUUUUGCUUUUACUGUCGAUCUUCUGGACAUAAAGAUCAUUUUGUUAUCCAAAUAAGGAGAUCGUCGUAUCAUGAUGUUGUUAGGGUUGCAGAGAUUGAGGAUGUUUUAGAUAUCAGUGGAGUUCAAACUUAUGUUAUAAACAGUGCAAGGGUUGUUUUUCUAAAUCAGAGACCACAGCCUAAGACUAGUACAAGCAAAGGAGCAGUUUCUCAUCUAUGUGAAACAUGUGGAAGAAAUCUUCUGGACCCUUUUCGUUUUUGUUCUCUUGGAUGCAAGGUUGAAGGAAUAAAGAAAAAUGGGGAUGCAAACUUUAACUUAACCACAAAGGAGGAAACGGAGGAAAGAAGAUUAGAAUCAAAGAAAGAAGAAGAAGAAGAAGAAGAAGAAGGAGAAUUGCGUGUAGCAAGCCAUCAAGACAUGUGUGGAAAUAGAAGAAGCACCAAUUCAAGAAGAAGAAAAGGCAUUCCUCGCAGAGCACCUUUUGCCUCCUAGUAAUUAAUUAAUUAAUUAAUUAAUUACUUUAUAUUAAAUGAUUUAAUUUGUAAGUCCAGCUCAUUCCUCACAAACCACCACGUGGGGAGUUAUUGCUUAGACAAAAUUUGCAAAACAGGAGAGUUUUUUUAAUUGUUAUU
Jatropha curcas is the source of this 891-nucleotide messenger RNA. RefSeq names its product PLATZ transcription factor family protein. The record is from RefSeq and is a predicted model, not a curated record. NCBI's taxonomy places the organism in Eukaryota, Viridiplantae, Streptophyta, Magnoliopsida, Malpighiales, Euphorbiaceae.